CGUUGGCGUACCGUAUCUACAGUACGGUAGGCGCCCCGGUGGGCCAGGCUUGGGCCAGGACGUCCUGCGCUCGAGGCAGGAAGCUGCUACACACCAUUAGGCGCCCUAGGGCUAAUUGGGGCAGGAAGCGGACCAUAAGCUAACAAUUGAUUCUAAGCUAACAAUUCUGCAUCAAUAGGUUGUUCCUUUGGAGGCAGGAACGCACUGAGUUCUAGUUCAGAUUCGUUGACCAUUGGGCAGCUCUAAUUCUAGAUUCACUAGCUGCAUUCCUCCCCAAGAUAGUGAUCGCGCCAAAGAAGCCUGCUGAUCAUGGCUUGCUUAGCAUUGUCAAUACAGCCGCUUCGGGGUCCUGACAUCCUCUUGCAAACGCGAGAGUGGUUUCCUCCAGCACGUGCCGCUGCGGCGUCCUACAGCUUUCAAGCAACUAGAGAAGCCUUUGACACUGCAGCAAGUUCAGCAAACACGGACAUCGUUGGGGAUGAUGCGCUCACAGCAUCGAGUGGGCAAGUGGUCGUGGGAGAAGACAGCAAGUUCCGCGUGGUGUACCGUCUUGUCAACUCGGUGUACGUGCUGGGCAUCAGCAGUGCGGACCAGGAUGACUGCUCUAACAACGUUUUUGACUGCACCAGCACCGUCAACCAGGCAGUCAGCAUCCUGGUGGCUGCCUGCCGCGGAGUGGAUGUGACGGCCGAGAAAGUCAACCGCAAGUAUGCUGAGGUGUACCUUGCUCUGGAUGCCAUCCUGCAUGGCGCCAGCUCCACCCAGCUGAGCAACCUCAUGUCGGCGCUGGGCAAUGCCGGCACCGCUGCAGCAGCAAUUGUGGCGGCCGGGGGCAAUGCCACCACAGAUGCGGGGGCUGCCAGCUUGGCAGAGGUGCAGGCACGUGGUGCCGACACUUGGGGCACCGCUCGGCAAGGCCCGCUGGAGCGGGUCAGCACAGCUCAGGUGCUGGCCCACACCUCAUUCGAGCUGCCUGAAGCGCUGCUGCAAGCGGGCGAUGCGGUCAUGGAAGCGCAGGGUGUGGCGCCUCGCAAGGACGACGCCCCUGCUGCAGCGCCGGGCCCGGAGGCGGCGCCUGAGGAGCCGCGCGACCCCUUUGCACUGCCGGCUGCCAAGGGCGACGACUUCAGCGCGGGCUUCACUCGCGCCGUAGGCUCAACAGACAGUGUGGCCGCGCUGGCAGAACUCUCGGCGGGGCUAGCAACUUUGGACGGGGGGGAAGGCGGGCCAGGCUUUGGGGCGGAGGAUGCGGCCGGCUUUCAGGACUUUGAAGCAGGCGAAGAUGCAUUUGGGGGUGACCAACUGGUGGCUGGCUUUGGGGAGGAAGCGUUUGGAGGGGGUUUUGACGGGCUGGCUCUCGAAGAAAGCGCCGCUCCUGGGCCCGAUGCGGCGGCUAGUGGAGACGCGCUGGCGCUGGCCCUCGCAGCCAGCACGGGACCGGCCAUUGGAGGGGAGUGGACUGCGGCAGAAGUUAGGCAAAAGGGCCCCGCCACAGAGAACGGAACAGUAGCGGGCCUACCUGCUGGGGCUGCUGGCAGCAGUGGCAGCGGGGCGGCAACACGGGCGGCGGUGCUGUGGGUGGCGGAGGCGGUGCACGCCGAGUUCCAUGGGGCCGCACUGCGCAGGGCCGGCCUCCAGGGGGAGCUGCGGCUGCAAGCGCCCCCCCGCAAGAUGGCAGCGACGUCCGAGGAGGCGCUGCAGCUGGCUUUCCGCCUGGAUGGGGCGGCAGGGGUGAAGACUGUUGCAGUCAACAAGCAAACCACUACGCGAGUGGGCCCCGGCGUGUUCCAUGCUACCAUCCCGCCUGCACUCGGGGCGGGCCCUCCCAGCCCCCUCGUCCUCGCCAAGUACCGGCUGACUGCCGCCGCUACCCCUCUCCCCAUGCGGCUUCAUCUAGCUGUGCGGCGCAGGCCUGGGGGGCGCGUGGCCGUGCUGCUGCAGUAUGUGGCCAAUCCCGCACUGCUGGCCCCGCUGCCCAACGUGCUCUUCCUCCUUUCCCUGCCCUUCUCCCCGGAAGCCCUGCACUUCUCACCACGCGGCGUGUGGGUCAAGAAGGAGCGCCAGCUUCGUUGGACUGUGCCCGCGGUUGUCCCCGGGGCUCCGCCUGGCCGCCUGCGUGUGGCCCUCACCGGGGUCGCGCCGCAGCAGAGCCUGGCGGCCCUGAAUGCACGCGUGGUGGCCGUCAGCCCGGGGUACCUGCUGUCGGCCAUGUUCCUGCGGCCCGCCACCGAGGGGGGCGCCCCGCCGUUUGUGGCAGGGGAGCACACCUGGAGCACGGGCGUGUACCUGGCCUAUCCCGCAGAAAAAGCCACUAGUGUGCUAGGAGACGAAUUCAGCGCGCUGGCCUCAGGCGCUCAGGAGACCGCCCCGCCCGAGGAGGCAUUGCAGAAUGAGAGCAUGGAGACGGGAGUGCCGCUGGCGGUGCCAGUGGAGGAGGAGGAUGGCAGUAUGCAGGAAGGGGCCGGCCAGAACAGCGAUUUCUUCCAGCAGCCUGGGACGGCUGCAAGCGACGGGUAUGACCAUGUUGAGAGUGCAAGUCCUGCUGAGAGCCAGAAGGUGCUCAGGUUCGACAGCUUCGGCUUUGACGCGCUUGGUGAUGAGCCCGCUCGCAGGCCACUCGACGAGCUCAAUCGACAAAAGAGUUCAGCCUUCGACUCACCUAAACAGAGUGCAGCAGGGAUUUCGGAUACCGGCAGGUCUGCACAGCCCUUCAGCAGCCAGUCCUUGAACUUCUUCUGACAGAACGGUUUCUAUUGUGCAUGGUGUCCUCGAUGGAUCGACAAGAGUUAGCUAGCAAUCCGGCGCUGCCAUGUUCGAAUCAUAUUGGUAAGGUCUUGUUGCAGAUGCUUUCUGGCAUGACGAGUAUAUGGUAAGUUAGGGGUCAAUUUGAAUGGGACGGUCGAUUGAUCAUGCAUCAACUUUUUGUAUCUCUUUGUAAGGAACCAACAGGCUUAGGAAGCCAUGGCAUGGCGC
Molecule: messenger RNA, 2973 nt
Organism: Klebsormidium nitens
Lineage: Eukaryota; Viridiplantae; Streptophyta; Klebsormidiophyceae; Klebsormidiales; Klebsormidiaceae
Source: the annotation of a GenBank genome assembly